Messenger RNA from Pungitius pungitius (ninespine stickleback), 9233 nucleotides. It is a transcript of the gene abca3b, whose product is annotated as ATP-binding cassette, sub-family A (ABC1), member 3b. NCBI's taxonomy places the organism in Eukaryota, Metazoa, Chordata, Actinopteri, Perciformes, Gasterosteidae. Gene Ontology annotation, biological process: transmembrane transport; lipid transport. The transcript is spliced from 40 exons. Gene Ontology annotation, molecular function: monooxygenase activity; ATP hydrolysis activity; oxidoreductase activity, acting on paired donors, with incorporation or reduction of molecular oxygen. The coding region runs from base 314 to 6856 and encodes 2180 amino acids. Gene Ontology annotation, cellular component: membrane; intracellular membrane-bounded organelle. The record is from RefSeq and is a predicted model, not a curated record.
ACAGGCUAGAGUCAACACAGUGGCUGGUGCAGUGUCAUCGCCUCGCUAGCAGGGAGCGAACCGCAGGGUAAAAAAGAAAGAAACACCUGGCUACCGACGUUGUUGGCCCCGGUAAUGCUAGCAGAGCCUCGACCUGGUGGAGGAUAGAAGGAACACCGAACUGACGCAUUUCCCGUCGACUUUUACACCAAUAAGGAGGAAUUGUAUUCACCUCGACGGGAAGACCGCAGCUCGGGAAGUGAAUGUGCCGAAACAUGCUUUUGCUAAGCCACUGCAGAAGGCUGACUGGACUGUGAUCUGAGAACCUCUCAAAAUGGCUAUUGUGCGACAAUUUGGACUCCUGUUAUGGAAAAACUAUCUUCAGCAGAAACGUCAAAUCCUGGUAACUCUGGUGGAGAUCCUCCUGCCCCUGCUCUUCUCUGGCAUCCUCAUCUUCCUACGCCAGAAGGUGCCUUUUAAGGACUACCCGAAUGCCACGGUCUACGAGAGCUACACCGUCGACGCGCUGCCGGCCCACUUCAUGCACCGCCUGCAGCUGGCCUACGUGCCCCGCAACUCCAGCGUGGUGCGUCACGUGGCAGAGGAUGUGCGAGGCAGCCUGUUCCUCUCUCCCCCCGUGCGUGGCUUUGAGACUGAGGAGCAGUUCGAGGAGUUCGUCAGAAACGACUCUCGCUCAGGACAGCUGCUGGCAGCUGUGGUGUUUGAGCACCCUUUCGCCCACGAUGAUGAACCUCUGCCCCUAAAGGUGAAAUAUCACCUGCGUUUCAGCUUCACCCCGCGCUGCGCCCCGCCUCGGGAGAGGUCGGAGUUGAACCCGAACAGUGACCUCGACUGGCACACGCUCAGCCUCUUUCCCCUCUUCCAGCUGCCGGGGCCGAGGGAGCAGUACGACAAAGAGGGGGGCACGCCUGGUUAUUUCCGGGAGGGUUUCCUGGCUGUGCAGCACGCGGUGGACCGAGCCAUCAUGCGCUCAUACAACAGAACGGCCGCUGCCUCUCUGCUGCCACAGAUCCGAGUGGUCCUGUCGCGGUUUCCUUACCCCGCCUUUAUAUACGACGUCUUCAUCCUGGCCAUCCAGAACCAGUUGCCCCUGCUGCUGGUGCUCAGCUUCACCUACACAUCCCUCAACAUAGUACGAUCUGUAGUGCAGGAGAAGGAGAGGAAACUCAGGGAGUACAUGAGGAUGAUGGGUCUGAGCAACUGGCUGCACUGGAGCGCCUGGUUCCUCAUGUUCCUCCUCUUCCUCUCCAUCUCAGUCUUCUUUGUCACCCUGCUCCUUUGUGUCCAGGUGAGCCCUUACGGAGCCGUUCUGUCCUACAGCGACCCCACGCUGGUCUUUGUCUUCCUGCUCGUCUUCACUGUGGCCACCAUCAGCUUCAGCUUCAUGAUCAGUGCCUUCUUCUCACGAGCCAAUGUGGCGGCAGCAGCGGGUGGCUUCAUUUAUUUCCUGAGCUACCUGCCAUAUUUGUUCCUGUGGCCACGCUACGACCUGCUGAGUCACGCCCAGAAGGUGUCGGCCUGCCUCAUCUCCAACGUGGCCAUGGCCAUGGGAGCUCAGCUCAUAGGAAUGUUUGAAGGCAAAGGAACGGGGGUCCAGUGGUCGAACUUGUUUGACUCGGUGACGGUGGAUGAUGACUUCUCCAUGGCCCAGGUGUUGUGCUUGCUGCUGUUUGACGCCGUGCUCUAUGGGCUGGUGGCCUGGUACACAGAGGCGGUUUUUCCCGGGGAGUAUGGAGUCCCUCUACCAUCUUACUUCUUUGUACUGCCGUCCUACUGGUGCAGCAGCCCCCGUAUGGCUUUGGUGAAUGAGAAAGAGGAAGAGGAAGAUGCAGAAAAGGCUCUGAAAGGGGAGUUUGUCGAGGAGGAACCAGCCGGACUCGUCUCCGGGAUCAAGAUUAAACACCUCGCAAAGGAAUUCAAAGUGGGCAACAAGACACGGCAGGCUGUGCGGGACCUCACGGUGAACAUGUUUGAGGGACAGAUUACGGUGCUGCUAGGACACAACGGGGCUGGGAAGACCACGACACUGUCCAUGCUGACAGGCUUGUUUCCUCCCACCACGGGCAGAGCCUAUAUCAACGGUUACGACAUCUGUCAGGACAUGGCUCUGGUCCGCCGCAGUCUGGGACUCUGUCCCCAGCACGACGUGCUCUUUGAUAACCUGACUGUCAGAGAGCACCUGCUCUUCUACGCUCAGUUGAAAGGAUUCUCCAAAGAAAAGAUUCCAGAUGAGGUGGACCGGAUGAUCCGCGUCCUGAAUCUUGAGGACAAGCGACAGGCUCGCUCCAAGACCCUCUCGGGUGGCAUGAGGAGAAAACUCUCCAUUGGCAUCGCCCUCAUCGGAGACUCCAAGGUGGUGAUGUUAGACGAGCCCACGUCAGGUAUGGACCCGUCGGCUCGGCGUGCCACCUGGGACCUCCUGCAAGGGGAGAAGCGCGGCCGCACCAUCCUGCUCACCACGCACUUCAUGGACGAGGCCGACCUGCUCGGCGACCGGAUCAUCAUCAUGGCGGGAGGAGAGCUGCAGUGCAGCGGCUCGCCGCUCUUCCUCAAGAACAAAUACGGUGCUGGUUACCACAUGGUGAUCGUUAAGGACGCUCUUUGUAAUGUGUCGGAGAUCACCCGCCUUGUCCUCAUGUAUGUUCCUGAUGCCACGCUGGAGAGCAGUGCGGGGGCUGAGCUCUCCUACAUCCUGCCAAAAGAAAGCACCAGCAGGUUUGAGCUGCUGUUUGCCGAGCUGGAGAUGAACAGAGAAGAGCUGGGCAUUGCCAGCUACGGAGCUUCGGUAACCACUAUGGAGGAGGUUUUCCUCAGGGUGGGAAAGUUGGUGGAUUCAAGUUUGGACAUCCAGGCGAUCCAGCUUCCGGCCCUGCAGUACCAACACGAGCGGCGCUCCCACGACUGGACCACGGAUGACGCCAGCAGCAUGAGCGGCAUGACCGACGUCACCGACUUCACAGACAGCGGCACGCUCAUCUCAGAGGACUGCUCCAACAUCAAGCUGAACACCGGGGCCAGACUUUACGUGCAGCAGUUCUACGCCAUGUUCCUGAAGAGGGCGCUGUACAGCUGGAGAAACUGGAAGGUGAUGGUGGCUCAGUUCCUCGUGCCUCUGCUCUUCACCGUUUUGGCCUUGGUGGUGGCGCGCUCGUUCCCCAAUCACCGGGACGCUCCUCACCUGAGGCUGGCCCUCAGGCGCUACGGCUCCACCAGGGUGCCCGUGGCUCUGCCGACCGGAGCCGGUUCCCUGGCCGCCGCCCUGGCAAAUGCAUACAGUUCACAGCUCUCGGCCCAGCUCGGCCAGCCCAUCAACAUCACAGAUUUCACCGAUUACGUCCUCACCCAGGCGGAGGCGGAGGGCGGCAGCUUUAACGAGCGCUGCGUGGUGGGCGCCGCUUUCCUCGGCAGCGGCAGCCAUUUCACCGAAGCGACGGCCUACUUCAACAACGAGGGCUACCACACACCCGCCACCGCCCUCAUGAUGGUGGACAACGCUCUGUUCCGACUGCUAGCGGGGCCGAAUGCCUCCAUCGAGACGGGGAAUUAUCCGAUGCCGCGCAACCUGUCCGAGGCCGCACAGAGCCAGCUCGUAGAGGGAAAGACGGGUUUCAUCAUCGCUAUAAACCUGAUGUACGGCAUGGCGUCCUUGUCCAGCACAUUUGCCCUUCUGCUGGUAACCGAGUCCUCUAUCAAGUCCAAGCAUGUGCAGAAGGUCAGCGGCGUCUACCUGUCAAACUUCUGGUUUUCUGCGCUGCUGUGGGACCUGGUCAACUUCCUGCUGCCGUGUCUCCUCAUGCUGGUGGUGUUUCAGGCGUUCGGAGUGAAGGCUUUUAUAGACAACAACCACCUGGUAGAUGUGUUGUUAUUACUGCUGCUGUACGGCUGGGCCGUUGUGCCUCUCAUGUACCUGCUCAGCUUCCUCUUCUCCUCUGCCGCUUCUGCCUACACACGCCUCACCAUCUUCAACAUGAUCUCUGGCACGGCCACCUUUCUGGCCGUCACCAUCAUGACCAUCCCAGAGUUGAAGAUGCAGGCCAUGUCACACUUAUUGGAUAAAAUAUUCCUCAUCUUUCCAAACUAUUGCCUGGGCAUGUCCUUCAGCCAGUUCUACCAGAACUAUGAGUUGAUCACGUUUUGUACACACAGUAUAAUCACCGAAACUGUGUGCGAGGCUUUAAACAUCACGUACCAGACGAACUACUUCUCGAUGUCGGAGCCUGGCGUGGGACGCUUCCUUGUGGCCAUGUCGUUGCAGGGCGUAGUCUUUAUUCUUCUGCUGUUCGGCAUCGAGCUGCAGUGCGUCCGCACUCUGCGGCGACUCCUCGCCUCCCUGGGCAGGAGACGCAAACAGUUGCCUCUGAUGGAGGAUGCAGCCCUGCUCCCAGAGGACCGGGAUGUGGCGGAAGAGAGGAAGAGGGUCCUGGAGUGCCAGCCGAUGGUGGAGUCAAUGAUGGGCAGCCCUCUCGUACUGCAGGAGCUCAGCAAGGUGUACAGCAGCGGGGGGGAUCUCGUGGCUGUUGACAGGCUGUCUCUAGCUGUAGGGAAAGGGGAGUGCUUCGGCCUCCUGGGCUUCAAUGGAGCAGGCAAGACCACGACCUUUAAGAUGCUGACAUGUGACGAGAGCGUUACCUCCGGGGACGCCUACAUUGAUGGAUACAGCAUAUUGAGGGACAUUAAAAAGGUGCAGCAGCGCAUUGGUUACUGCCCACAGUUUGACGCCGUGUUGGAUCACAUGACCGGGAGAGAAACUCUGAGUAUGUAUGCCAGACUCCGAGGAAUACCAGAGAAGUAUGUGUCUGGCUGCGUGGAGAACGUCCUCAGGUCACUGCUGCUGGAGCCUCAUGCUGAUAAACUGGUCCGCAGCUACAGUGGUGGAAACAAGAGGAAGUUGAGUGCGGGCAUCGCUCUGAUUGGUGGGCCUCCGGUCAUCUUCUUGGAUGAGCCUUCGACCGGGAUGGACCCGGUGGCCAGGAGGCUGCUGUGGGACGCUGUCACGCGCACACGGGAGUCUGGAAAGGCCAUAAUCAUCACUUCUCACAGCAUGGAGGAGUGUGAGGCCCUGUGCACCCGGCUGGCAGUGAUGGUCAACGGUCAGUUCAAGUGCCUCGGGAGUCCUCAGCACCUGAAGAGCAAGUUUGGCAGUGGCUACACCUUGCUGGCGAAAGUACACAUAGAGGCUGAGCUGGAGGAUAGUGACCUGCAGCUUUUUAAAGACUUCAUCGAAAGUACCUUUCCAGGAAGUCAACUAAAGGAUGAGCACCAGGGAAUGGUGCACUAUCAUUUGACAGACAAAUCACUUACCUGGGCCCAGGUGUUUGGCACUUUGGAGGCAGCCAAAGAGAAAUACCAGAUUGAAGACUACUGCGUGAGCCAGAUAUCGCUGGAGCAGGUGUUCCUCAGUUUUGCCCAGUUUCAGCACUGCUCUGAGAGUGGGAGGAAUUUGACCUCCCGGGAAUUACGGAAGGUGCCUCCUGGUCCAAGGCCUCUACCCCUGCUCGGCAACCUUCUGCAGCUCGAUCUCAAAAGACCUUACGUCACCCUCUUCGAGCUUUCAAAGAAGCAUGGGUCUGUGUUCACGGUCUACCUUGGAACCAGCAGAGUAGUGGUCCUGGCGGGAUACAAGGCAGUCAAAGAUGCUCUGGUCAACCACGCAGAGGACUUUGGAGACAGAGAAAUCUCCCCUAUCUUUUAUGAUUUGAAUCAAGGCCAUGGAAUUCUGUUUGCUAAUGGAGAAUCCUGGAAAGAGAUGCGACGUUUUGCCCUGACCAACCUCAAAGACUUUGGAAUGAGAAAGCAACUCUCUGAGCAUAAAGUCUUAGAAGAAUGCCAAUAUCUGAUUGAAGUGUUUGAAAAGCAGCAAGGGAAACCCUUCUAUACAGAAAAGCCGUUAAGUUAUGCUACAUCCAAUAUAAUCUCUGCUAUUGUGUACGGCAGCCGGUUUGAAUACAACGACCCCCAAUUCAUAAGUAUGGUGAAGCGAUCCAAUGAAAGCAUAAGGAUUGUGGGCUCCACACAAAUCCAGGUUUACAACAUGUUUCCCAGGCUGUUCAGUUGGACAAAAGAACGGCAGCUUUUGGUAAAUAACCGGACGGAGACUGUCAGAGAUGUCAAAGAACUAAUCAUGCAUCUAAAAGACACACUGAACCCUCAGUCGUGCAGAGGCCUUGUCGACUGUUUUCUGAUCCGGAUGCAAAAGGACGAGGAGGCUUGUGUCAAGGACACUCCAUACAAUGAGAACAACUUGAUAUGUACAGUGACCAACAUGUUUUCAGCUGGCACUGAUACCACAGCGACAACUCUGAGAUGGAGUUUGCUGUUUAUGGCUAAAUAUCCACAUAUUCAAGACCAGGUGCAGGAGGAGCUGAGCAGGGUGGUCGGAAGCCGUCAGCCUCGAGUAGAGGACAGGAAGAACCUGCCGUACACUGAUGCUGUUAUUCAUGAGACACAGAGACUGGCCAACAUUGUCCCCCUUUCCAUUCCUCACAAAACCAGCCGAGACGUCACCUUCCAGGGCUUCUUCAUCAAAAAAGGGACCACUGUGUUUCCUCUUCUUACUUCUGUCCUUCAUGAUGAGAGUGAAUGGGAGACCCCGCACUCUUUUAACCCUUCCCACUUCCUGGAUGAGGAUGGGAAAUUUUUUCGGAGGGAUGCCUUUAUGCCUUUUUCUGCAGGUCGCAGGGUGUGUCUGGGUGAAAGUCUGGCUAAGAUGGAGCUCUUCCUCUUCUUCAGCUCCCUCCUCCAGCGCUUUCGUUUCACUCCUCCACCUGGAGUGAAAGAGGAGGAUCUGGAUCUGACUCCAGCUGUAGGCUUCACCAUCCCCCCGUCACCUCAUGAGCUGUGUGCCGUCAGUCGCUAAUGAACACAAGAGCUGAAGUAUGGCUUCACACUGGUGACCAUGGUAUGAACAGGGUUUAACUCACAGGCAGCAGAAAAGUACAUCUAUGAGCGGUCUCACUCUAGAUACGUGAUAACACAUCAACAUCCCUGCGGAUUGUUUACAACAGUGCCGAAAAUACAAAAAAUAAGAAACGCAUAUAUGCUCCUGCUUCGGGUUACUUGUUUAUUAUUUUGACGAAUAAAUGUUCGUGGUUGCGUAGAUUAGUUUUAGUACAUUAGUUAGUACAUUAAGAGAUGCCCUUUCCAAUAGCCAAUACCUGUAGCUUGCAUCUAAAUAUAUCAUAUACAGAUUUAUAAAUAAGAAAAUAGAAAUAAAGCUACUACAACUGCUUGAACUCAAUUAGUUAGAAUGGGUCAAAAUGUUUUUUUGCGUUGGUGACAAGAAUUCUUAUUUCUUGAAUAGAUGAAUGAAUAUUGUCUGAUUUCAUGUGUUUUUCUCCAUCUUUACACCUUUGUUUUAAAUGUAUAUAUUCUAUCAUGACAGUCUGAAGUGUGGGCACCCGGUCUUCCGAGAGGGCCUGUGGCUUCAGGUGGGAAUAAAGGAUCAGCCAAAACCCAAGGGUUGCAGAGAAAUCUAACGGAAAUUGUAUUUAUUAUAACCUGAGGGGAAGAGGGGAGGGGGCAUAAACAAACUCAAAACGCCGGGUUGACCGGGAUCGCCGGAGGCAUCGGGCAGCUCAGCUGGACUGGUCCUGGAGUGAGAAGGGCAGCGGGAUUAGUGACGGUCCGCUUCUUUUCUUCCCCUCCCGCAGUGUCGUCUCACCCUCCCUCUUACAGCCUCCUGAUUACGGUUCUGAUUCAGAACACCUGGGAGGUGCACUUAGGGCCACCUGCUGUAGUACCGCCCAUCCACUACCACGCCUCUUGGUGGCCGUUGCCUGGCUACCCCAAGCCAUGUGGGGCGCUGCUCACCAGCUGGGCCAUCACAGAGGGCACGUGUGCUGUCCUUUGUUUACUAUUUUUUACCCUCAGAGCGUUCACUGGUUAAGCCGUUUUUACUGUCACAUUGCAAUGCCUUGUGGGAAAUUAGAUGCUGACUCAGAAAGGCCUCAUUAAGGCCUAAAAAUGUCAGCAUGAGUGCACUCAACACUUUUGACAAUGAGACAGCCCUAGAUCCUAAAGGAAAUAGUAGGAAGGGCGCCUCAACGUCAGAGUGGGUAAAGGUGUGGACUGGGCAUAUUUCCUCUUUCCUACUGAAAGGCAAUACACAACGUUUGCUGAUUACAACUAUUUUGAGCUGAAAGGCAGAUAUUUACUAUUUGUAAUGUCGCUGGCAACCGUAUUUAUAAAUGCAAUAAGGUUAUUGAGGGAUUGAUUUGAUGGAUAGCAUAAAGACAACAUUUUAGAAAGUAUACCAGCUUCACAUAUAAUGCACCAUCUUUCGUGCCCCCAUUGCAGGUGUUUUCAUUUUUUGAAAGGAGCCAAGACAACGAGGCCGUGUCCCAGGCCUUGGAAGGAGAUGAUGUUAUGGACGUUGCAAGAAAGGGUUCAUUUGUCAACUCUCUCAACCCUCAGGCUGAAACUACAGCAACUCAAACAUAUGAUGCAUUUGUUGGCGAGUUCUGCUCCUGCAACGUCUACAUGCGCACAAUACCCAGAGUUAAGCAGUACAACAUCUGAAAAUAACAUUGUGAAGAGCCAGAAGACUCAGGAAUGUGCGUGCCUUAUUAUCUUCACUUUCCCUUUACACCAUAAGAUUUACAUCAGAGAGGUUUGUUUGUAGUUCACCUGAGGAUUCAAAUGUCAUCCUUACUCGUAAAGAUUCCCUCUGAUUUCACACCAGUGACACAAUUGUAUUUACCGUCCUAAUAGAAGAAAAUCUCAUUUAAGAGUAAUUCACUUUAAUUUACAGCUUUGUAUGAUUCACAUUCCUUUGUUAUCUCAGUUUGUGUGUGGAAAAAGUAGAGACAGACCUUCCAGACAGUUAUAGAUAUGUGGCUUAUAAGUCUAUAGGAUUUAAUCUAAUUCAAACAUUUGUUACACUUGUUCAUGUAUUUGCACUCGUUUUACUCAUUACCUGUAUGACCUAAAUUGUUUGUGUUGAAAUACAAUUCAUAUUUAAAAAAGGGAAUUUACGUCAUUGUAAUUGUGUUCUGUACAUGUACCAUGAAAAUGAGCAACUGUAAAUGUAAAUGACUUUAUACCGCAAGGGAUAGGAGGCGCAACCUAAAACCCAUAAUGGUCUUAGAGGUGACUUGUGUGCACUUCACCCCGAGGCUGCAACUAACAAUUAUUUUGAUAAUUGAUUAAACAAUUAAUCGGAUAAAAAAAACAUUACAAGCAUUAAAAAGCUUUAAUUUCCAACCCUUUAUUCUAAAGCAGAACUCCAAAUUCAC